Rotaria sp. Silwood2 is the source of this 243-nucleotide messenger RNA. The record is from the annotation of a GenBank genome assembly. NCBI's taxonomy places the organism in Eukaryota, Metazoa, Rotifera, Eurotatoria, Philodinida, Philodinidae.
AUGCGACCAAUAUAUCGUACUAAUUUUAUUCCAUAUGAACCGGAUAUUCAACAAUAUGAUAUUCAAAGAGAUGAUGCUUUGAAUUAUAAUUAUCAAUUAAAAAGACAAUGUUUGAGAUCGAAACGAAGAACAAGACGACUUUCAUCUUGUCAAUGUCAACAAGUACGAAACGUAUUAAAAAUAUAUAAUGAUCAACAAGCAUCUUUCAUUGUUUCAUCAAUUGAAAAACAAACAUUCGAAUAA